AUGUUGAUGGCUGAGAGGAAGAGAAAGACUACCGAGGUAUUAUUUACCGGUAACUUCAAGCUGACAAAGUUAUACAAUUAUACGAGUAGAAAUCUCCAGUUCCAGACUACCUAG
Messenger RNA from Sclerotinia sclerotiorum 1980 UF-70, 114 nucleotides. RefSeq lists its product with no specific name. The record is from RefSeq and is a predicted model, not a curated record. The coding region runs from base 1 to 114 and encodes 37 amino acids. The transcript is spliced from 2 exons. Lineage: Eukaryota; Fungi; Ascomycota; Leotiomycetes; Helotiales; Sclerotiniaceae.